Messenger RNA from Apaloderma vittatum (bar-tailed trogon), 4272 nucleotides. RefSeq names its product myomesin 3 (gene MYOM3). The record is from RefSeq and is a predicted model, not a curated record. Lineage: Eukaryota; Metazoa; Chordata; Aves; Trogoniformes; Trogonidae. Gene Ontology annotation, molecular function: protein binding. The transcript has 37 exons. Bases 1 to 4272 code for a protein of 1423 amino acids.
AUGGGAACCCGAACCUUCUUCCACCACAGAGAGGAGGAGCGGAAGGAGGAGAGGCAGCAGAGCUUGCAAAUGACCUCCACAACCAAGAAGAAAAAGUUCAAAACCAGUGAGGAAGAAGAGACUUUCAGCCCCUCAGAGUUAUCGAUAGCAGCCGCCCUCGCCUUGACCUCCGAAAUCCCACAGGAUUACAAGAUAAGAAGAGAAGCUGCCAUCCUCGAGCUAGAACAGAGGGGGCAAAAGAGAAUUCGGUUCGGGAAUGACAUGGAAAAGUUGGAAAAGGAGGUUAUUCGGAACUGCAGACUGCUGCGUGUCAGAGCUGACCGGAAGGCCCUUCGGAGGAAGGCUCUAGAAAAGGCACGCGUGGAGAAGGAAUACCUAGAGCUGCGUUCGGGGCGACCACCCAUGUUCUGGAUCCCCCUCCGAGCACACGCAGUCUGGGAGCGGAUGGACGUGACCCUGGCCUGUACAGUCCUGGCUUCCCCGGCGCCGCAGGUCGCUUGGUAUAAAAACGGAGUCCGGAUUGAUCCUCGCCUAGCCCCAGCAGGAAAAUAUCAGAUUCAAAACAAGUUUGGGAUGCUGACCCUGCACAUCAGCAGAUGCUCCAUAGAAGAUUCUGCUGAGUACAGGGUUGAAGUUAAGAACCAGUACGGCGAGGCUUAUUCCUUUGCUACAGUUCUUGUCAGGAAAUAUUACGGAAAGGAGUCAGGAUUUGAUUCAGAAAUAUACAGAAGAUCCCUUAUGGCCAGAGAGGCAGAUUUUGCUUUUCCACUGAAACCCUUAUUUUCAAGAGAAAAAGAGGCUUUCACCCUACCCUGCUACUUCUCUUCUGAUUUACUUGAGCACCAACGAGACAUUACCUGGUUCAGAGAUGGGGAGUUGCUGCAGAACUCUGAACGUUGUGAACUGAAGUACCAAGACCGGGAGGCUUCUCUGACAGUGCCGUGCGCUUACAAAGAAGAUGAGGGAUUCUACACGAUCCGCGUCCCCUCACUGGAUGGAUAUAAAGAGCAGACCACUUACGUGUUUGUUAGAGAUGCUGCAGCAGAAACAGCUGGUGCACCUGGAUCCCCACUCAACGUGAAAUGCCGCGACGUAAACAGAGACUGCUUGAUUCUGUCUUGGGUGGCACCCAGCGAUAACGGAGGAAGUCCGAUCCUGGGGUACUAUAUUGAAAGGUGUGUCGCUGGGUCAGAGGAUUGGCUCCCCUGCAACGACAAGCCCGUGAAAACCUGCAGAUACCCUGUCCUGGGCCUCGCUGAGGGACAAACGUACCAGUUCCGAGUAAAAGCUGUCAAUAAAGAGGGCAUCAGUCAUCCUUCCAAACCCAGCGACCCAGUUACAACACACGAGCCCUGCAAGGACAAGAGAGUGACAGUUAUUCCAUACGACGAAGGCAGGAAGAUAGACAUUUUCAAGGAUGACCUGGAGGGAGAUAUCAAAAUUCCCCUGCCACCCACCAAUGUUCACGCAAGUGAGGUCAGAGAAGAUUACGUGGCUUUGGCCUGGGAUGAGCCAGAUCCAAGAGGCAGAGAGCCACUGAGCUAUUAUGUGGAACAGGCGAUGGUAGGCAGCAACUCCUGGCAAAUGGUGAAUCCGGACAGGCCAGUUAAUUCCCCAAGAUUUGCACUCUUUGAUCUCGUGAAAGGAAAAUCAUAUCGCUUCCGCGUGCGAUCUGCGAACAAGUACGGAAUCAGUGAGCCAUCCCUGCCCAGCGAGCCAGUAACUGCUGGAGCAAAACUGGCUACUCUACCUCCACCAUCUCAGGUUUUAGCUUUCAGAGACACCAAGACAUCUGUUUUUCUGCAAUGGGAUAAGUUAAAGGAUGGUCUGGAGCCUCUUGGCUACUACAUAUACUGUCGGGAGACCGGGACCGAAGAAUGGCAAACUGUCAAUAACAAGCCCGUGGCGUGUAACGAAUUUACUGUUCCUGGGCUGCAGCCUGGAAAAGAAUAUGUCUUUUGUGUGAAAUCUGUCAGCGAGGCAGGACUGAGUGAAAGCUCACCAGAAACAGAUCCUGUCGUCGUCAGAGCAGCUAUUGCUUGUCCGUCGGCACCACACGGGUUUGUUCUUCUAAACUGUGGGAAGACCAACAUGACCAUCGGCUGGAAAGCCCCGAAGCGCAAAGGAGGAACUAAGAUUCUGGGUUAUUUCCUCGAUCAGCACGAUACAGCUGAACUAGACUGGCACGAAGUCAAUAUUCGGCCAAUUCCUCAGCGAGUUUACACGGUCAGCAAUCUUGAGGAAGGUCACCUGUACGAGUUCCGUGCCCGUGCGGUGAACGCGGCCGGUGUGGGGGAAGUAUCUGAGCCCAGUGACUUGUUCAGAUGUGAGGAAUGGACAAUGCCAGAACCAGGUCCUCCUUACGACGUCAAGUGCACCGAAGUAAGAGACUCGUCUGUGCAGCUGCACUGGGAAGCCCCGCUGUACACGGGGGCAGGACCCGUCACAGGGUAUCACGUGGACGUCUGCGAAGAAGGGUCAGAGGAAUGGAAACAAAUAAAUAAGCAUCCCAUAGCCACCACCCACAUGAAGGUUUCAGAUCUGGAGACAGGGAAAUCCUAUAUUUUCCGAGUAAGAGCACGGAACAAGGCUGGAAUCGGCCCCCCUUCACUUCCCUCAGAUCCUGUGGUGGCUAAAACCAAACCCGGCACCAAUGAAAUUGAACUUGGGGUCGAUGAAGAGGGUUUCAUAUAUAUGGCCUUUGAAGCUCCUGAAAGGAAUGACGACUCUGAAUUUAUCUGGUCAAAGGACUAUGAAGGACCACCCGAUGCUGACAGAGUUGAGAGCAAAGAGAAAGGCAAUAAGUCUAAGCUUAUACUGAAAUACCCAUCAGAAAAGGAUCUGGGUAUAUAUUCAGUGGAGGUCACGGAUGUAGAUGACGAUAUCUCUGCCAGCCGCGCUUUAACAAAAGAAGAUCUGGAUAAGUUAUUGAAACAGAGCCAUGAAAUCAGGAACCCACUGAUCAAGCUGAUCUCCGGAUGGAACGUUGAUGUUCUGGAGAAAGGAGAAGUGCGGCUGUGGCUGGAGGUUGAAAAGCUGUCACCAAAUGCAGAGCUGCGUUUAAUCUUCAAUGACAAGGAGCUUACGAGUACUCCAACACAUAAAAUAAACUUCGUCAGAGGAAAAGGUCUCGUAGAACUGAUAAUCCAGAAUUUCUGCGACGAUGAUAAAGGGAUGUACACAGCCCAGCUGCAGGAUGGAAAAGCUAAAAAUCAAUUCACCCUGGCUCUUGUGGAUGAAUGCUUUGCCAAAGUUGCAGAGGAGGCCGACGCGAAACGGAGAGAAUGGAAGAAAAAGCAGGGUCCACAUUUUAUAGAGAACUUGAAAUGGAAGGUUACUGAGAACUGUGAAGUGCUCCUCACCUGCAAGGCAACAAACCUGAGAAAGGACACCAGCUUCCAAUGGUUCUUCAAUAAGAAAGCACGAGCAGGUGGCGUGUUUGACCCCCAGACUGGGAUAGGAACUCUUUGUAUUAAAAAGAUAACCAAAGCAGAUGAGGGCCAAUACAAGGCCCUUGUUUCAGAUGACCGAGGAGAAGACAGCACUCAACUUGAUCUCACAAGAGGAGCCUUUGAAGACCUUCUCAAGGAGCUGUGCAGGAUCAGUGCUCUUUCUGCGACCCCUCUCAAAAUUCAGCCUACUGAAGAAGGCAUCAAAAUCUACACAGACGUGAAGUACUACACAGACUACAUGAAAACAACUUGGUAUCACAAAGAGAAACAACUGGAAAGCCGUGACAGACUGAAAGCUGGGAGCACGAUGAAUCAGGUGUGGCUGCACAUACUGAACCCGACAGAGGCAGAUAAGGGAAAAUACACCCUGGAGUUGUUUGAUGGCAACAAGUCUCACAAACUGGCAACUGACUUGUCUGGACAAGUCUUUGAAGAUGCCCUGGCUGAGCACCGAAGGCUAAAGGAAGCAGCAAUAGCAGAAAAGCGUCGUGCCAGAGUUGUUCAAGGUCUGCCAGAUGUUGCCACCAUCAUGGAGGGCAAGACCCUGUGUUUAACUUGCUGUAUAUCUGGAGAUCCUUACCCAGAAAUCACUUGGUUCAAAAACGAGAAGGUCAUCGUCUUCAAAGAUCGUUACAAAAUGGAUGUGAAGGGGACAGUUGUCACAAUUACUAUACAGAAAGUCUGCAACGAAGACACAGGAAAAUACAGCGUCUAUGUCAAGAAUAAGUACGGUUCUGAAACAGGGCAGGUCACUAUCAGUGUCUAUAAGCAUGGAGAGCUACCUGCAGGAAUGGAAGAGGAGGUCCCAGCAGCAUUUUAG